Messenger RNA from Theileria orientalis strain Shintoku, 2559 nucleotides. RefSeq lists its product as uncharacterized. Lineage: Eukaryota; Apicomplexa; Aconoidasida; Piroplasmida; Theileriidae. The record is from RefSeq and is a predicted model, not a curated record. The transcript has 7 exons. Gene Ontology annotation, cellular component: membrane; cytosol; intracellular membrane-bounded organelle. The coding region runs from base 1 to 2559 and encodes 852 amino acids. Gene Ontology annotation, molecular function: sterol binding.
AUGACACACGUAGACGACCCAGUACGUUUGGAUAUCGAAGUAGUUGGUAGUUGUUUGCUCUGCCUAAGAACGGACACGCCAUUGGAAAAGCAUAAGUGGUACGUAUCCUUCAAAAGGGCACAGAAGUUAGCAUUUCAACCAAAUAAAAAGAGGCCGGAGUCGGAUACAUUAAAAUCAGCACAACAGUUAACCAGCGGAGCAAAGGAAAAUGAACGCCAAGUAACCUCAAGCCUCGAAAAAUUAGAUACAAACAGAUCAUCAGAAACGAGUAGAUCAGUAGAGUCAAUUAACGCUAAUAAAAUUAACCAGUCUGAAACGACCAGUAAAAGCAUAUCGAACAUAUUCGUUAAGAGUAAAAAAGGUCAAGGACCAAAAUCAUCAAUAUCGUAUAUACUGGACAACACGGAAACUUUCGAGCACAUCUCGACGAAAAUAUUAAACGAACUCGAAAGCACAACCAAUUCUGAGUCACUAAAGCACUUAAAUACAUUCCGCCUUAUAGUAACGGAUUUCUGCUGUUCAAUAAAGCAGCUUAGCGAAGAGGAGUUUAGACCAGGGGAACUACAGAGAGAACAGUAUUACCCGAAGAGUGUAGAGCAAAAAAAGCAAGAGUCGUCGGACACAGCAGGAGAUCCUGUACCGAACUUGUACUCGGAAAACUCAGUGUCCUCAGAAACGCAGUUAUACAACGACCAAUACUACGAGUGCGAGGAUUCGCAGAAGGGGUCAGUGAAAACAGUACAAGAAUCGUCAGAGCAACUAUCGGAACAGUUUGAGGACUCGGACUCGUCUGAAGAUUUGAUGACCGAGUCAAAAGAAACAAAAAUGCUCGACUACCAUGACUUCACACUAGACAGCGGAAUAAAGGAGCCAGAUCGACUGAGCGAGUCGGAGGAAUCGAUGCCGGAAAGGUACACGGUAGAGUCCGAAUUGUUUAAAACAGUAAAGCGAGAGGAGGAGCACGAGGAGAAGAGAGACUCGGUUGAAGAAGACGAAGUGUUACAGGACAAGCAGGCAGAGUCGCGAGACGAAACGCCGGCACCGGUGAAGGAAGAUGUGUGUGAGCCUGUUGCCGGACACUCCCUCGAAUCCCAGGUUUCGAACCUCAAGUUGCACGACGCGACUCCUCAGAUUGACAGGUCUAAGAUUCAGAGGAGAACGAGGCUCCCGCACGGGAGGCUGGAACAUAAGGUUUCAGUCUGGUCAAUUCUAAAGGACUUUAUCGGCAAGGACCUGUCGCGCAUCAGGAUGCCGAUAGUAUUUAACGAGCCCACGUCUAAUUUGCAGAGGGCGGCAGAAGACUUCACAUACUACAAGUACUUGAACGAAGCGUCAGAAAUGGAAAAAUCAAUCGAUAGACUGGCAAACGUAACCAUUUACAGUAUCACGCCAUACUGUUCGGCAGUAGGAAGGUCCUACAAGCCAUUUAACCCUCUACUUGGUGAAACGUUCGAAAUAACCCAUGCGGGUUUCAAUUUUUUCGCAGAACAGGUUGCACAUCAUCCUCCCAUUUUGGCGUUCCAUUGCUUCAACGAUAAGUUUGAGUCGUCAGGGAGCCUGAACAUGGUGAUAAACUUCACAGGAAAGGCAAUCGAGGCGAACAUAAUGGGACCGUUUUUGGUGGACCUGAAGUUGCCAUCGGGACUGGAAAAGUAUAGCAUACAAAGGUGCAACAUGAUUUUACAUAAUUUAAUAUUUGGAAAAAUGUGGAUCGAAGCAGUGGGCUCCGUAAUCAUAAAGAACAUAACAGAGGGAGAGUUCUCAGUUAUGCAGUAUUUGAAGAAGGGAUGUGGUGGUAGCAUUAACAUUAGUACUAGUAUAAGUGAUUGUGCUGAAAGUUUUAAUAGCAUCAACAGUAACACUAAUUACAGGUUCAAUAAGGAAAUCCAUAAAGUCAGAGGGCUCGUAUUCGAUAAAUACGGAACACAGCACUAUUACAUAUCCGGGAUCUGGAGCGAACAUAUAUACAUAGAAAAGGUGUACCCGCAGGCGGCGAAGAGUAAGCAGAAGCUGCUGAACGAAGACGGAAGCCUGCACUUCAGCAAGGUAAGCGCUAGAGACAAGAAAAGAGACGUUCAGUACCGAUUUAAAAACGAAGCGGACGCAUGGGACGCCUUCGUAAACGAUAUCGACUGGGAAAACAUCAGCCUCGUCCCGAACACAAGAAGAGAAGCGUGGAGACCAGACGAAAGACCGCCGAACAACCAGGACUACUACGGAUUCGGAUACCUGACAAUGCAGCUCAACGAGUUGACGGAAGACUACGACAGAACUAAGGGAGCACAAAUGCCAAAAACAGACUCGAGAUAUAGACCGGACCAGAGAAUGUACGAAAACGGAAGACUGGACGAAGCCAACGAGGAGAAGAAGAGACUGGAAGAUAAGCAAAGGGCCGUCGCGAAACACCGCGCAGACAACAACCUGACGUACAAGCCGCACUGGUUCACAAAAGUAAUAGACCCUGCCACACAUCAGGCAAACUGGAUCUACAAGGGAAACUACUGGGAAAAGAAACGUGACGGGACGGUCGACGAAGGGACCCCUGACAUCUUCGGAUAA